AUGGGGUCCGGCAGCCCCCGGCGCCUUCUCUGCGUGCUCUGCAUCUUCUCGGUGCUGGCUGGGCACCCGCCCCCUGCCACGGCACAGUGGUUUUACCCCCUGGGCUCGGAGGAUACCACCCCAGAUCCGGGCACCAGCCCCACGGCCCCCACGGCGCCCGCCCUGGAUGGGGAGGAAGACGGAGACGCUGGCGGUGUGGAGCCCACGCGGAAGGUGCUGCUGAGCAAACCCCCACUGGUGACAGCCCCCCGACGCCGGGAGCCCCUCGCUAGGGGGGCAGCGAAGGGCCCGGGCCAUGCCCCACCGCGCACGCGAGGCCAGAAGCACCGACCCCCAGCCACCCCAGAAAUCUUCGAGGGGAGCGCAGAGGAAGAGGAGUUCCUGCAGAUCAAGACGACGGCUAAAGGGCUGCCCUGGCGGGUGCCCCCAGCCCCAGAGACGGACCCUGCCCUCCAGAUGCACAACGGCUCCAGCUGUGUCUGCCCCGUGCGCCCCGGCCCUCCCGGCCCUCCCGGCCCAAAGGGAGAGAAAGGUGACCGAGGGUCCCCAGGAGACAGAGGCCAGCCCGGAUUCUCUGGGGAGAGAGGGAAGUCUGGCAACCCAGGGCAGCCAGGUCACCAGGGUCCCCGGGGCCCCCCAGGUCCUCCGGGACCACCAGGGCCCCCAGGACCACCAGGCACGUGGGGAGCCAGGAGCCCACCCACGCACGCCGCCCUCCCUGAGGGAUCAGAGAAUGAGCUGGGAGCAUCCAGCCCUGCAGGAAACCCAGGACCACCGGGCCCCCCCGGGCUGCCCGGCCUGCCUGGACCCCCAGGCUACCCAGGCCAUGAAGGCCCCCCGGGGGUCCCUGGGCGGGAGGGGCAGCCAGGACCCCCCGGCCCACCAGGGGCUGUGGGACCACCCGGUUUCCCUGGGGCUGAAGGUUCUCCGGGGUCUCCAGGCUCAGCUGGGCCAGAUGGACCCCCAGGGGCACCAGGGCUCCCAGGGCCACAAGGUCCCCCUGGGGUGCCUGGGCAGGAAGGACCCCCCGGUCCCACAGGACCUGCAUCACUCCCUGGCAAACCAGGGCUCCGAGGGGAGCCGGGAUUCCCUGGACUAAAGGGUGAGAAGGGUGAACACGGACUGCCAGGCAUGCCUGGGAGCCCUGGCCGGACCGGAGAGACGGGGUCCCCAGGCAUGCCCGGUCCCAUGGGGCCGCCGGGGCCACCGGGAGACUACAGGUGCGACUCGCGCCACGCAGGGCACCACAGAUCGGCCGGGCCGCCAGGUCCCAAGGGAGAAAAGGGCGACCCCGGAGAGCGGGGGUGCUGCUAUGGGGAACACGGGUGCAAACCAGGCCACCUCCCCUUCCCUGGCACCGGCAGCCAGUCUGGAUCCUGGGUGCCCAUGAGCGGGUACCAAACGGGCGGCAAAGAUGAGACGGAGAUUUACGGAGCGAUCAUCCCCCAUGGUCCUCGAGGUGCCCCCGGGAACCCUGGCCCUCCUGGCCCCCCUGGCCCCCCUGGAGCACCAGGUCUCCUCUACCUCAACAGGGUUUACCCCAUCCGUGCCCAGCCACCCUGCAAGCAGCCGGCAGCCGCUGACGCAGGCUGGACAGCAGAUGCUGACGUCCCUCGGACGGAGCUGCCAGACUCCCACGCCGAUCUCCGGCGCCAGACGUGGGUCUUCAGGUCCAAGGAGCUGAUGCUGAAGUCGGGCAGCACGGUGCCCGAGGGGAGCCUGGUUUACGUGCGGGAAGGGAGCAGUGCCUUCCUCCGGACCCCCGCAGGCUGGAGCCGCCUCCUGCUGGAGGACUCGGAUUCGCACUUCGCUGGUGACGACCCCUCCGCCUCCACCCCACGGUACCAGGAGGCGAAGCGGGUGCAGAUAAGAGGUCCCAACGUGGGGCCACCCGUACUAGCCCCGACGGACUCGCUGGUGCAGAAGGAGGAGGGACAAGGGCUGCCCCAGAUCCUGCCAACCACCAUCGCCCCACGGAUUCCAUCACUCCGCCUGGCUGCCCUGAACGUGCCCCUUGCCGGUGACAUGAGCGGGAUCCGGGGUGCCGACCUGCAGUGCUACCGGCAGUCCCAGGAGGCUCAGCUCUACGGCACUUUCCGGGCGCUCCUGUCGGCCCCCACCCAGGACCUGGUCUCCAUCGUCAAGAGGACGGACAGAACCCUCCCUGUUGUCAACCUGAAGGGCCAGCUCCUGGCCAAGUCUUGGAACUCCCUGUUCGAGGGCCAAGCCGGUACCGCCCCGCAGGGGCCCAUCUACUCCUUCAACGGACGCAACGUCCUGACAGAUCCCCUCUGGCCCCGCCGGCUGGCUUGGCACGGAUCCACGCCGCGGGGCGGCCAUGCCCGCAGACGGGAUUGCCAGGGCUGGCGCAGCUCCGGUCCCGGGGAGGGUCUGGCCACCCCCCUGGGCGAGGGCAGGCUGCUUGCCGGGCAGCGGCACAACUGCUCCGAGGCGCUGGUGGUGCUCUGCGUGGAGGUGGCCUUUCCCUACCGGCACAUGUGGUGACCCCGGCACUACGGCACCGGUGACCCCCAGCCACAUGCCCCAGGCAGCCCCCCCCCCCCAUCCUGUGGGGCCAGGGGAGCCCUGGAAGCCCCAUGGACAGCACAGCGGGGAGAACUGCAGCAUCGGAGCCAUGCAAGAGCACCGAGAGGACACCAACCCCACGGCCUGGUUGUGCCGUGCUUGUCCCUGGCUGUGCCGUCCCCGCAGAUCCCUGUGCCGCGGGGCAGCAGGGUGAUGCCAG
This is a messenger RNA of Grus americana (Whooping crane), 2746 nucleotides long. Its product is annotated as collagen alpha-1(XVIII) chain-like. The coding region runs from base 1 to 2505 and encodes 834 amino acids. The record is from RefSeq and is a predicted model, not a curated record. The transcript is spliced from 22 exons. Lineage: Eukaryota; Metazoa; Chordata; Aves; Gruiformes; Gruidae.